AUGCAGGAAGGUCACACGGAGGCGGUGUCGGCGUCGGCACAGGAUGUUCGUGCGUACAUUAUUCUUGAGAGUCACCCGCACCUUGGAACGCGACUGCGACUUGAGCAGGCACUUGGAUGCGGGGUUUCCUCGGCCACGCUGGGCCACAUUGUGGAACUUGCCACAAAAGAUGUCCUUUCCGUGCAAAAGAUUAGCAUGUUACGAAGUGAUAUCAAUGACCCUCUCAUUCCCAUUGAUGAAAGUUCCGUUCAUGCAGACUACAACAGUGCUUGUGCUCGCUUGAAAAUUACGUUGUUGCGGGAAAUUGGUCUGGUGCUCGUGUCGGUUUUUUUUGCUGUGACGGAGCAUUCGAUGCGGGAAGGAGGAACGCCGGGCCUGACAGUACAAUUUGCUGUCGUAUUGGUUAUAGCGUCUCCCAAUAACUCUGCGCGGAUUCACUUUGUUUUUCCAGCUCUUCGAGACCGUCUCUUGCUGACAUGUCAGGUAAUCCUCGGACGCCUUCAUACCCUGCCUGAGAAAGUGGAGAACCUCUUAAGCGAGUGGGCCCGCCAGCUCCCAAAGAUUGUUGCCCAUACAAACGGCUGGCUGAGUGCAGGUAUGGUGUGGCAGAGGGGGCUUUCGUGUGGUGCUAUGCAGGCCCUAUUCUCGCAUGCUCAUUGGAUUUUUAGGCAUUUGGCAGGAUUUCUCUCAAUGGCGCUAGAGCAUCAUCGGUGUGUUGUGCGUUCCGAUGAUAAUGCGUUAGUUUUGCUGUGGGUUAACACGCUAGCGCUGUUUAUGCAAGAUGCACAGCUUGUGAUGGCGAGCCCAGUGUGUAGUAAUCGCCUGGAUCAACUUGUUCCCGACCUCACACUUCAAGGGACAACAUGCACCAUAGGUGAAAUUUCCACCUUGUUGCCUUACUUUCGUCAGCCUCCUGUUAUCUUAGAUGUUUCCCGGCGUCUCGAUGAAUCUGCGCAUAUCUUCCCCGUGUUUACUCUUUUCCGCUUUGAGGAAUACCGCUUGGCUGCCCUACGAGGCGAAAAACUGGAUCGUUUUGGCGCACUGCGUCCUAAAGGGAUGACGCGCCCUUUAAGUCCCCUUGUGGCUCAAAUAUGCGAACAAAUAAACUGUGCAAUGAAGUUUAAUCCCGCCACGGCGUCUUUUGUUGGGUCGUCAUUUGACUCCACAUCAUCCCUUGACUGUAGGACGGCGAUGGGAAUUUCAUGUGGCGCUGAUUUUUUUGUGGAGUCUAAAACCCCGAACAGUGGUGGUGAUGAUGGUGGAAACAAUGGUGGAAGCAGCCUCCCUUCCACAGUGGGAAACGCACUUCUUCUUUUGACCAACUGGCGAAGACAUGUGCAACUGAGAGCAUUGACUCACGCCAUGGCGGAACGAAAUAUGACGUCCUACAAUUCGAGUGUGAAGCAAAGUGUGGGUGGUCAGGAGCGUACAGCACUUCCACGCAAAGGGACCAACAAUAUGCAUGAUGCGGAUAGAAGGCUGCUUGAAGUCGCUGUUGCCUUUUUUUUACCCCAGUUCAGGAUGCAAGAGAGGGACGUGAGCGGGAUGUCAUAUUGA
Trypanosoma rangeli is the source of this 1557-nucleotide messenger RNA. RefSeq lists its product as uncharacterized. The coding region runs from base 1 to 1557 and encodes 518 amino acids. The transcript has a single exon. NCBI's taxonomy places the organism in Eukaryota, Euglenozoa, Kinetoplastea, Trypanosomatida, Trypanosomatidae. The record is from RefSeq and is a predicted model, not a curated record.